AUGGUUCAAUAUGGUAGUAUUGAUCGUUUAGCAUCAUCAAAUCAUCGAAAACCAUCAUUUAAUAAUUUUUCAUCUAAUGCAUUUGCCGCAAAACGUAGUACAAGUUAUGGUUCAGGAACAAAAUUAAAUGACAAUAUUGGAACAUUAUCAUUACGACGUCACGAUAAUGAUCAUAUUCCUGCGUAUGAACGACGAACAUCGUAUGCGUCAAGUCAUUAUUCUACAUCCGGUUACGCAUCAUCAUACGGAACACUGCCACGUUAUAAUCGUUCACAAACUCCAAGCUAUUUAAAUCGAGAACGAAAUUAUGCAUCAAAUCGAGAAUACAAAUCAAUGUCACGUUUUUCAACUGAUAGAGAAUAUUCUGAAUCAGAUGAUAACGUCAAACAAAGAUUGGAUAAACUUCACAAUCAAUAUACAAGAGAGAAGAAUGCAUCAACAAAUGAUACCAAAUUUUAACAGGAUGAUAAGGAAGAAGGAGAAGAAGUACUUCCACUUGAUGAAAGUGAAUUGAAAGAUGUUUUACGCGAUAUUUCUAAACUUAAUGAGCAAGAUAUGAUAGAGGAUGAUGAAUUGAAAACUCCCCGUUGCUCCAAAGAAAAAGAAAUAUUAUCUAUUUGUGCUACAAAUAGUAUUGCAUCAAAUUCCGCUCCAAUAGUGAUAGAAAAUGUUGGCCAAAUAGCGUUGUCAUCGGUGACAGCAUGCAACACAAGUUCUUCUGCAGUGCCAAUAAAUGAUAACACAACUUUUAUCAUUCAAUCCAAUGA
Acanthocheilonema viteae is the source of this 767-nucleotide messenger RNA. Lineage: Eukaryota; Metazoa; Nematoda; Chromadorea; Rhabditida; Onchocercidae. The record is from the annotation of a GenBank genome assembly.